AUGUCCCGCUCCAAUGAAGGCACUCAACGAUCGAAAAGUGUUUCGAAAAGUAGUGAAACGCCGCCAACUGAUGAGCGCCACAAAAGCGAGCUAUCGGAAAACCAUCUGAAACACUUGGAUCCUGACAAAUUCAUUGAAGCUUAUGGCAAUUAUGGAAGUUAUCAAAUAUUCACAUAUAUUAUUGUUCAAACAUUAAACUUUUUUUACUCUGCGUCUAUUUAUGUAAUGUCCUAUGUUCAGCUGAAUAUUAAAAAAGAAUGUGUAUACAAUUCGACAAUAUUGCUGCCAAUUUCCCAACAAUGUAUUAUAAAUACCGAUGGUCUACAAGGAAAAUUGGCACACUUGUCAAAUAAAAAAUGUGGGAGUAUAGCGGGUACCGAAAUUAGAUAUAUUCAACAAUCGGCUAAGACCAAUUUAUUGAUCGAUUUUGGCUAUAGUUGUUCUCACUGGUUUUACCAGGAAUUCGGUUUGACGGUGUUCACAAUCGGCGCAAUUUUUGCCGUUCCUAUAAUGUGUUGGAUGGCAGAUCGUUUCGGAAGACGGCCAAUCAUUGUGUUUUCGACAAUACUCGCAUUUUUCGCAAACGUUGCCGCAGCGUUCAGUCCGAAUUAUAUAGUUUUUCUGAUUCUUCGCUUCAUUGUCGGUGCUGCAAGCGACACCUAUUUGUCUGUUGCCAGUGUAGCGACAUGCGAAUACAUUUCUGAACGGGCGAGAGCCUGGAUCACAGUUGUCUACAAUAUCGCAUGGGCCUCCGGCAUGUUAUGGACAUUGACUGCAAGUGUGAUAACCGACGAUUGGCGAUAUCGGUAUUUGAUAGUGAUAGCUCCAGGCGCCUACGGAUUUUUCCUAUGGUGCUUUCUUCCGGAAUCUCCUCAUUGGCUCAUACUUCACGGGAAAACAGAAAAGUUGAAGAAGUAUAUUCGAAUAUCAAAUCGUUUCAAUCGAGAGAAACCCGAUUUUGAAGAAUGCAGAGGUGAUGUACAUCACGAAGAAAAUCAUGAGUCGCUAUUAGUUCUAUUUGGAAGUCCACAAAUGUUGUGGCUCAUGUUUUCGAAUGGAUUCAUUGAAUUCGUCAUUGCCCUCGUCUACUUCGCCAUUUCAUUCUUAUCCGUCGAACUUGGCGACGAUCAUUUCAAAGCAUUUUUAUUCUCAUCGCUCAUCGAAAUUCCAUCUGGUUUGCUGGUUCUUCCGCUAAUGUUAAACUUUGGACGACGAUCAAUCACGAUCUUGAGUUUAGGAAUACAAUCAGCUGCAUUACUCAUUACAGCCUUUGUCAUUGAUUACUAUAUUAGUGCGUUAAUCCUCAUGUUAAUAGCAAAAGCUAUGGCUACAAUCGUUUAUACGACCCAUCCAAUUUGGGCGAAUGAGCAGUUUCCGACGUCGGUGCGAUCCAUCUCAUUCUCAAUAAUGAACAUUCCACAAAGUUUGGGUAUUAUUGCAGCUCCCUAUCUUAAACAUAUCGAAAUGAGACCGAAGUGGAUUCCAUUUACUGUAAUUGCAGGAGCAAGUUUUAUCGCAACAUUUCUGGCAUGUCUAUUAAAUGAAACUAAGAAUAUGAGACUUCCUCCCGAUGUGAGUAGUGUUUCUUCGAUAUCAACCGAACCAACGAAAAGUUCAUUUUCGAAAAUGGAAUGGCCGAAGAUGGAAGCUUCAAAUGAAGAUUGCCCAUUAAUGGAAACCGAUUCGGCAAAAAGCGACGAGAAGAGCGACGAGAAGAAGGCGACGACGACGACGAAUGAAGAUGAGCCCGCUGUCAAGGUUUACGUUCGACCGCUCGAGGUUACCGUACCCGCUGAUUUCAUCUACAAAAAAUCUAGCGAGCAGCAAAAAACCUAUUGGUCGACAAUGACAUCACGAAUCGAAACGGAAACCACAGUGAAUCGUUGGUCAAUUCCACCGAUCAAAACUGUUGAAGGCCAACCGCCAGGACCUGAGGAUCAUCCGACCACAAAAGAAGGCGCUGAGCGUGAAGGAAAAGUCAUCGGAAUUACACCAAAUUAUAAAAUUGGCGAAGGCCAGCCGAAGCAUGAGGUAAACCUUGGAAGAACUGGCUACUUGCCAAACGGUCAGGGUGACUAUAAAGUGAGCAUGAGACAUGAGGAAUACAAGCAGACUUUUAUUGAUCCAAAGGUUAGUGACAUUUUGCCAUACAUAGAGAACAAAAAUGAAUGA
Molecule: messenger RNA, 2172 nt
Organism: Caenorhabditis bovis
Lineage: Eukaryota; Metazoa; Nematoda; Chromadorea; Rhabditida; Rhabditidae
Source: the annotation of a GenBank genome assembly